AUGAAUUAUUAAUAGGCAAUCCAAUCCUGUAGCCCUACUAAAUAAAAGUAAGAAUGUUUCUAAAGAAGAUAAGAAGAGAUUGGCUCUCCGGUUACGAUUUCCCUUCAAUCUGAAUUCGAGCAGUUAACAUUGGAUACUUCUCCCAAAUUAGAUCCACUCACCAAUCAGCACAGUGGCAUUCUAGACUUCAUCGAUGAAAUAGAUCAAGAAGAGAAGUUUAAGAAACAUCAGAGUUUGAGUUUGUAGAAAGACCUCAUACGAAGAAAUAAUAAAAACAAGUCCAACGAAGGGCAAUCGUCUCCACACUCCAAUCAAUCUUUGAAUGAUCAGAAGUUUAAAUACAUCAAAGAACUUUGGCUAUAGGAAUCGCCCAUAUAAGAAAUAAACAAACAAGUUCUAUCUUAGAGAGUGAUUUCAAUCAACGAAGAACAAUAUUUCAAAGAUCUUCAGAGUGACAACGUUAUCGGAAUGGGGGUCUAUCACUCAAAUGAAGCCAGUCCUCAAAUGUACUUCGAACCCGAUAUCGAGACUGACAUCUACAUUUCAAGUUUGAUAGAUUCACUUUGGGGAAACUAAAUUGUCUCUCGAAAAUUGCAGAAGCUAAUUGAAUCUGGAACCCCGGAAUAGCAAUUAUUGAUAGUCCAAAAGCUAGAAAGAAUCAGUCCCUAAAUACAGAAGGACGUCUUUGGGAACUACGUUGUUCAAAAGAUCUUUGAUAGUUGUGGAGAUGUCAAACUCAAGACCAGAAUGUUCAACAAGUUGAAGACUCACUUUUACGAUUUGUCCAAGAAUCCCUUUGGUUGCAGAGUCAUGCAGAAGUUGAUUGAGUAUUCGUAAGGCAAAGAGGAUAUCUAGAAUUCUAUACUUUCUUAAUUGGUUUAGAAUAUGAGAUCUUUGAUUUACGAUUCCAAUGGCAACUAUGUCAUUUUCAAGAUGCUUGAAUCCUAUGACAAAUCUAAAAUGGAAUUUCUCAUUCCCAUCGUUGAAGAAUCUUUUCAUUACAUGGCCCAGUAAAUAUAUGGAUGCAAAAUCAUUCACAAAAUCAUCCAAUAAUACCCUCCCAAUUUCAUUGCCAACCUAGUCAAACAAUCUAUCGCUAAUUAUUCAGGCUUAAGUUAAACCGAAUUUGGAAACUAUAUACUUUAACACAUAUUGUAAUUUUGGAUUCCCUCUCCAGAGAAAACUCGACUAAUCUAACUUGUAAUCUAACAGUUUUAUCAAUUAAGCAUUAACAAAUAUGCAAGUAAUACUGUUGAAAGAGCCUUAGAGACAUUGAGUAAAUCUGAAUUGAUAACUGUUCUAAAUUGGCUGCUAUUUAGAAACUAAACUUAGCAAUAGUUCUCCUAUGUAGCUACAAACUUUGUGCAAUUAGCAAAUCACUAAUUUGCAAAUUAUGUGAUCAAGAAAUUUUUGAUCUUAAUUCGAUCAAUAAAUGUAGCAAUCCAUUUUAAACUACUUAAUAAAGAAUCAGUAGGAGUAUUAAGCUCUGAAAACCACUUUGCACGGUAAUUUUAAUUGAAAUUCAAAUAGGCUAACGAAUUUGCAGUCUUUUGGAGAAAUAAGUGA
Paramecium tetraurelia is the source of this 1566-nucleotide messenger RNA. RefSeq lists its product as uncharacterized. The transcript has 4 exons. Gene Ontology annotation, molecular function: mRNA binding. Lineage: Eukaryota; Ciliophora; Oligohymenophorea; Peniculida; Parameciidae. The record is from RefSeq and is a predicted model, not a curated record. Gene Ontology annotation, cellular component: cytoplasm. Gene Ontology annotation, biological process: post-transcriptional regulation of gene expression.